AUGUUGCCCGCGGUCCAUGUCGGAUUCUACAGUUCAGACAAGAUAGCACACCAUUCUCCACACAUUCCACACAAGCGGUGCGCAAAGUUCAGCCGAGCCGUUGCAAAGCCUGUCCUAGCUUCGUUGCUGGCCUCGGCAGCCUGUGUUCACCUGAAAUGUGGGCACUUUGCAGCCCGUUCAAAGGCGCUCAGGGGACGGAGACCUUGCGUGACCUUCUGUAAGCCGGCAGAGCUCCAGGAGCUCCCACCUCGAAAGCUCGUCGUGAUCUCAGGCACGCCAUCAUGGACAGAGAAAGUCGGGAGAGAAGCUCUUGAAGUCAUGGAAGCACGGGCCACGCGCUCGGGCCGCAAGUUGAGGGCACUGAUUGCCUAUGACUUCCGGGCGGACAAGCCGCCGCCUGCCUCUGAGUGGAUGGGCCAGGAGAUCGAUGCCGCAUUGCUCUCAGUCCAACGGUUGAACUUUCUUGACACCUUUGGAGCAGUUUGUGGAGCUCUUCGAGGUGGAGGGGUGCUUCUUCUUUGUACUCCAGAGCUGGACAACUGGAAAGCUUCUUCUAGCGCCGGAAGACGGUGGUGUCGGGAGAUCGAGACCCUGGCAUCAGAAAGCUAUGCAGCUUCGGCUUCCUUCAUCAGCCAGCAAACGUGGCAGACCUCCGACCUGGCUGAGAGCCUGAGCUCUGUCAUGCCUGUUUGGCCCAAGGGCACCAAGCUUGAAAUGGCCGCAACAGCUGAUCAGCAGCGCAUCAUCGAAGCAGUGCUGCAAACGAGCAGCGCCAGUCCACUGCUGAUUUCAGGGAGGCGCGGUAGGGGGAAGUCUGCUGCACUUGGCUUGGCUGCGACCGUCCUGCUGCGGCGUGGCUGCGAGAAAAUCCUGGUGACUUCUCCGUCCAUAGAGUCCACGAGACAGCUUUUUGAUUCGGCUGAGCGUGCCGCCCGAUCUGUGUCCACUGAGCUGCGGGUCUCGCGCAAAGAUUCCGGAACGCUGGAAGUUGGACAGGUUGGAUGCUUGACCUUUGUUUCAAUCAGUCAGCUUCUUGGUAGCACGGGCCAUGACUUAUUGCGCAGCUGUCAGUACCUCUUCGUGGAUGAGGCAGCGGGGAUUCCUGUUGCAGAGGCCAGGCGCCUCCUUAUGAGGACUCGGCGGGUGGUCAUGGCAACGACCCUGGAUGGCUAUGAGGGGAGUGGCCAAGGAUUUCUGCUGCGAGCAUUGCCUGCACUUCAAAAGACCAAGCGAGACCUCCGCCAUAUCCAGCUGACGACACCACUACGUUGGAGAGCCGGCUGGGUUCUCAGUGGCCUGUGUUCAAUCGGGCAAGUGGUUAUGGCUGAGGUCGUGUUGGGUUGUAGAUGCGGGCAGAGUCCGAAGGCUGAUGUGCUGACGUGCCUGCAGCUGGUUCAAGCUGACGCUUGCAUGAUUUCGCACACGAUUCUAGUCUCCGACAAUGACGAGCUCCGCUGCCAAAAAGAGCAUUGA
Molecule: messenger RNA, 1473 nt
Organism: Symbiodinium natans
Lineage: Eukaryota; Dinophyceae; Suessiales; Symbiodiniaceae
Source: the annotation of a GenBank genome assembly